GAGCUACCAUUACUUAAAGGACCUGUGAAGAAGAACAUCACGCAGAGACAGCUUAUCCUGAAGAGUGACGGAUGAUGAACUCCAAGUGUCAACGUGUGGAACUGAAUGAUGGGCACUUCAUUCCCGUGCUGGGCUUUGGUACUGCUGUGCCUUUAGAGGUUCCCAGGAGUAAGAUUAAGGAGCUCACCAAAAUAGCCAUAGAUGCUGGCUUCCGUCAUUUUGAUUCUGCUUCUGUUUAUAAAACUGAAGAUUAUGUGGGAGAGGUCAUACGAAGCAAGAUUGCUGAUGGCACUGUGAAGAGAGAAGAUAUAUUUUACACUACAAAGGUCUGGUGUAAUUGCCUUCACCCAGAAUUAGUGAGGUCUUCCUUGGAGCAAUCACUGAAGAAAGUUCAGCUGGAUUAUGUGGACCUGUAUCUCAUGCAUUUCCCAAUAGCCCUGAAACCAGGAGAAGAUGAGUUCCCAGUAGAUGAACAUGGAAAACUAAUAUUUGACAUAGUGGAUCUCUGUGCAACCUGGGAAGCCAUGGAGAGGUGUAAGGAGGCAGGACUGACAAAGUCCAUUGGGGUGUCCAACUUUAACCGCAGGCAGCUGGAGACAAUCCUGAACAAGCCAGGGCUCAAGUACAAGCCUGUGUGCAAUCAGGUAGAAUGUCACCUUUAUCUCAACCAAAUGAAACUUCUGGAUUUCUGCAAGUCAAAUGACAUUGUACUGGUUGCCUAUGGUGUCCUGGGAACACAACGAUAUACAGGAUGGGUGGACCCAAAUGUCCCUAUUCUCCUGGAUGAACCAGUUCUUUGUUCCAUGGCAAAAAAAUACAAUCAAACUCCAGCCUUGAUUGCUCUUCGCUACCAGUUGCAGCGUGGGAUUGUGGCCCUCAACAGCACUCUCAAUGAAAAGCGGGUCAAAGAGAACAUAAAGGUUUUUGAAUUCCAGUUGAGUACAGAAGAUAUGAAAGUCCUUGAUGGACUGAACAGAAAUUUGCGAUACAUAAAUGUAUCACAAUUUGCUGGCCACUCUAAUUAUCCAUUUUCUGAUGAAUACUAA
Onychomys torridus (southern grasshopper mouse) is the source of this 1046-nucleotide messenger RNA. RefSeq names its product aldo-keto reductase family 1 member C21-like. Gene Ontology annotation, cellular component: cytosol. The transcript is spliced from 9 exons. Lineage: Eukaryota; Metazoa; Chordata; Mammalia; Rodentia; Cricetidae. Bases 72 to 1046 code for a protein of 324 amino acids. The record is from RefSeq and is a predicted model, not a curated record. Gene Ontology annotation, biological process: steroid metabolic process. Gene Ontology annotation, molecular function: aldose reductase (NADPH) activity; steroid dehydrogenase activity; ketosteroid monooxygenase activity.